Molecule: messenger RNA, 1524 nt
Organism: Thlaspi arvense
Lineage: Eukaryota; Viridiplantae; Streptophyta; Magnoliopsida; Brassicales; Brassicaceae
Source: the annotation of a GenBank genome assembly
AUGCAUAGGGCAAGUUCUGCAGAUUCGCCUCAAGGAUUCUGCCGGCAAUUUUCACUAGCUGAGAUACAAGCAGCAACCAACAACUUCGACGAUACUUUGCUCAUUGGAAAAGGUGGAUUUGGCAAGGUCUAUAAAGGAUUCAUUGAUGGUGGCGCUACAAUUGUUGCCAUAAAGCGUUUGAACGCAGAGUCCAAGCAAGGAGCUCAGGAGUUUUGGACUGAGGUCAAGGCGCUUUCCAAACUCCGACACCCCAAUCUUGUCUCCCUUGUGGGCUAUGCGGAUGAGUUCCAAGAGAUGAUACUUGUUUACGACUACCUUGCAAAUGGCAAUCUCGCAGAUCAUCUCUACAAGUUUAGUAGAAAAGGAAUUGAAGCCGAUAAUCUCACGUUAUUUGGGGAAAUUGCAAGCAAAUGCAUACAUAGUCAUCCUAGAGGAAGGCCUACUAUGGCUAAAGUGAUGGGAAGCCUUGAGCUCGUCUUGGCUAGAGAGCAAAACUCACCUCAGUGUGAGGGAAUGAUAACCAAGCUACUUCCAAAAAUCCGAGCAAUAACUAACAAUUUUCACAAGCAGCGAAUGUUGUACCACAAUUCUUUUUGUGACCUGUACAAAGGCUUCAUAAAUGGGGAAAAUCUUGAAGUAGCGAUUAAAAGGUGGAGAGGGGAAGCAAGCAAUAGAAAAUUGGAGUUGUUGAAGGAGCAAGUCCAACUGCAAGCCCAUCUCUGUCACUUACACCUCCAUUCUUUGAUUGGAUAUUGCUGCAACAAGGAUAAGCAGAUCCUAGUGUACGAGCUCAUGCAUCGCGGCUCCCUCUACCAAUGUCUCUACACAAGGAAAAAUGAUUCUCUUCCAUGGAAAAAGCGUCUUGAGAUUGGCAUAGGCAUCGCACGGGGAUUGCAUUACCUUCACUCUGGUACAAAGCAAACCAUCAUCCACCAAAACCUCAAUGCUAGUACCAUUCUAUUAGACAAGAAUUGGGUCGCAAAAGUUGCAGGUCUUGAGUUUUCUACAAUAUACCCUGCCAAUAUCUCCAGUACAAGCCCCAACGAUAUUGUCCCAAGCAAGGUGGAAUAUUUGGAUCCAAAAUGUCUUAAAAGUGAGAUGUUAACUGUAAAAUCAAACGUAUACUCAUUUGGGGUCAUCUUGUUGGAAUUAUUAUGCGGUAGAAAGCUAAUGAUUAUGUCUCAAAAUGAGGAUAAGGUGAAUUUAGUUUGUUUGUUCAAGACUAAUUUAGAAAUGGGUACGAUAGAUGAGAUCCUCGAUCCAUGCCUUGCCAACAAAAUAGCGCCAGAAUGUUUGAGGGAAUACAUGAAGAUUGCAGCAAAUUGUGUGAAGGAUAAGGGGAUCGAACGGCCUACUAUUGAGGAUGUUUUAGGAAGACUCAUGGGAGCCUUGCAGCUGCAACAAAAUUGGGAAUAUUCUAAAAAAUUGCAUGAUGAAAUUGAUAAAAACAGGGAAGAUGUUGGAGGAAUGAGUGUUGUGAACUUAGAUGAUUCCGAUUAUUUCUUUUCUAAUCUUGUUCGUUAG